GGGUUUGACAUAUUCCCACAAGUGGUGUAGUCUGAACCACUUUGAAAGUCACUCUCAUCCUGCAAAGUGCUUCACUAGGAUGUCUGGUGCAAAGAUCCUGCGAUUUCUCCAGAGCUUAUCACGUAGGAAACCUCUGGAGCCUGAGGGAGAGGUGUCCAACUUCCGCCGCUGCCUGACGACCCUUGACCUUGUGGCUUUGGGAGUGGGCAGCACAUUAGGGGCUGGCGUGUAUGUGCUGUCCGGAGAGGUGGCCAGAACUGUGGCCGGGCCCAGUAUCAUCAUCUCCUUCUUGAUAGCGGCCAUAGCCUCGGUCUUUGCGGGACUGUGCUAUGCUGAAUUUGGAGCUCGGGUUCCCAAGACCGGUUCUGCCUACCUCUACACCUAUGUGACAGUGGGCGAGAUAUGGGCCUUUAUUACUGGUUGGAACCUUCUCCUGUCUUAUGUCAUUGGGACAUCAAGUGUGGCCAGAGCAUGGAGUGGAACUUUUGAUGACCUCAUUGGAAAUGUCAUUGCCAAUUCACUGGGAAAACAAGCUGCCAUGGACAUGCCAGGAUUAGCUCCUUAUCCAGACUUCUUUGCAGCUGGCCUCAUUAUUCUCUUGGCAGGUAUUCUUGCAUUCGGUGUUAAAGAGUCUGCCAUCGUGAACAAAAUUUUCACAGCAGUCAAUAUUAUAGUGUUGCUCUUUGUUAUUCUCACUGGCUUCCUAAAGGGAGAUCUCAACAACUGGUACAUUGAUGAAGAACAUCUACAAAGUUCACAUGGAAACAUAUCAUUAAAUGAAACCAUGACUUUUGGAAAUGGUGGAUUUUUCCCUUUUGGCUUUGAUGGAACAUUGGCAGGAGCAGCGACUUGCUUUUACGCAUUUGUUGGCUUUGACUGCAUUGCCACAACAGGAGAGGAGGUUCAGAACCCCCAGAAAUCAAUCCCACUUGGAAUUGUGGCCUCCCUUCUCAUUUGCUUCAUGGCUUAUUUUGGCGUGUCCGCCGCCCUUACUUUAAUGAUGCCAUACUAUUUGCUCAGUGUUCAUAGCCCACUCCCCGCGGCUUUUACAUAUGUGGGCUGGGACCCUGCGAAGUAUGCCGUGGCAGUGGGAUCUCUCUGUGCACUGUCAACAAGCCUCUUGGGAUCAAUGUUUCCUAUGCCCCGAGUGCUUUUUGCAAUGGCAAGGGAUGGCCUUCUCUUCAGCCAUCUCAGCAAAAUGAGUGAGAGACAAAGUCCUGUCAUUGCUACUCUGGCUUCGGGUGUCGUCGCGGCCAUCAUGGCAUUAUUAUUUGACCUGAAGGCGCUGGUUGACAUGAUGUCCAUUGGAACCCUGUUUGCCUACACCCUUGUUGCCAUUUGUAUUCUCAUUUUAAGAUACCAAGUGGACAUCACUGCUGACAACAAAGAAGAGCCAUUUACAGUCAGUGGACUCUUUUUUCCUCAUUCACACUGCACAGCACGGACAUCAAAAAAUGUGUCUGUUUUGACGGUUUGUAUCAUAUUUUUAGCAACUACUCUGAGUCUUGUCGUAUCCCAAGCUACGACCUCGCUGCAGUCCUCGGAGUGGUGGAGCGUGCUCUGUGUUGUUGCAGUCACAGCGAUUCUGAGCCUCGUUGUUCUCAUCAUUUGGAGACAACCGCAGAGCACAACACGUGCUGCUUUUAUGGUUCCUUUUGUGCCGGUGCUUCCUAUCUUGAGCACCUUGAUCAAUAUUUACUUAAUGGUUCAAUUGGGAUCAGACACAUGGAUACGCUAUAUGGUGUGGAUGGCCAUAGGUUUAAUCAUCUACUUUUCUUAUGGAGUUCAGCACAGCGUGCAGAAACAAAGGCUCCAAAAUUCACACAACCAACUCAGCAUUCAAUGAGUUACCUUUGUGGAUGAUAGUCCUGCACAAAUUUUCUUGGUUUGUUGA
Syngnathus typhle (broad-nosed pipefish) is the source of this 1894-nucleotide messenger RNA. RefSeq names its product cationic amino acid transporter 2 family protein. Gene Ontology annotation, biological process: transmembrane transport; amino acid transport. Gene Ontology annotation, cellular component: plasma membrane. Lineage: Eukaryota; Metazoa; Chordata; Actinopteri; Syngnathiformes; Syngnathidae. Gene Ontology annotation, molecular function: amino acid transmembrane transporter activity. The record is from RefSeq and is a predicted model, not a curated record. The transcript is spliced from 12 exons.